Molecule: messenger RNA, 973 nt
Organism: Cherax quadricarinatus
Lineage: Eukaryota; Metazoa; Arthropoda; Malacostraca; Decapoda; Parastacidae
Source: RefSeq, a predicted model, not a curated record
AUUGUAUUUUGCAGAUAAACAAGUAUUUAGCCAUCACAGUUGUUAAGGAGAGUAAAAUUGGACGAAUUACUACAGAUGAAGAUGCAGAAGACUAUGUUGAUGGGUACAAGUUCAAAGAUAUGGUGGAGUCUGUGAUUCGUAAUAACCGUGAGAAGUACCACAAGCAUUUCCAGUUUGGGUGGACUGGUACACCUGGUUUAGCAAACAGCAUUGCAAUGGAACGGCUCCCACUCCCAUCUUUGCUAGUAGUAAAUGCAACAACAAUGCAUCAUCAUCUGCCUGAGGAUCCACCACAACACCUCACAUCAGCUGCUAUUGAAAUGUUUUUGGAUUCCAUCAUAGCAGAAACUGCCCCGUCCUAUGGCGGAGACUCGUGGCCUAUAAGAAUUUUUCGUGCUUAUUACAAUGCCAAAACUUCGCUGGAAGAAAUGUGGCAAGGCAACCCAGUAUUAACAGCAGUACUUUUUGGUCUGCCACUGGGCUUUCUGUCUUUAAUAUGCUAUUCCAUCUGGUGUUCUGAUAUUUUGGAUGCAGAUGAUGAAGAAGAUGACCAACAUGAGAAAAAAGAAUGAUGGACACAGUACAUGGGCUCCUUGGCUGUGGUGGUAGGUUAAGUUAUUCUUGUUAACAGUGUUGAAAUGUCAUAAUCCAUGCUGUAUGAGAGAAGAAAAUUAAUUUAUCACAAAAAUGAUGCAGCCUCUUGAAGAAAGAUGAACUCUUGUUCUGCAAUUUAUAAGUAAUUAAGAUGUUUUGUUAAGGUUGAAUAUAUAAAAAAAUACACCAUGAAAAUCCUGAAUUUUGUCUUGUGUCACUAGAGAUUGUUAUGUGGGGAUGGACUUCCAGUGAACAUUUAUGUGAAUUCAUUGUAGCCAUAGUCAUAGGCUCCAUCCUAUUCAUGUAACAUGAUUUCCUCUAUUCUGUAUAUAUUCAGUGUAUAUAUUUAAUGUAAGAAAUAUCUGAACCAUGGAAAUAA